UCAGAAGCGUUCUUUCUUUCCAAGCACAUUUGUACAUCGUGAGGCAAACAAUCUUAUCAAAAAGAAAACCAUGGAAGUCACAAGGACAACAAUCGGCUCUGCUUCUUGGAAGAAAUCAAGCAUAAAAAAUCUUCAAUUGGGCAAAGCUGUUACAAACCGCAACGAACAGAUAUGUGAACUGAGUAAACAAUUAGAUCCUUUACCAAGUCUGCGUGACAACUGCAUCCAACAGAGCAAUGCAAGGAUUCAUUCUUAUGUCCGAGCGACAAGAGCAAUUGUUGUAAAAUUACGCGAAAGUCUUUUGGAUACGAACAAAGAAAUUAAGACGAUGACGCGUUGCAAGGAGCACGUGGAACGAGCAUUGGAACACAUAAGGAAAGACUUACUGCUCAACAAACGAUCUUGCGAAGUAAGAGCAACAAGACCGCCCAGAGAGAGAUUACAAGAUGGCGCAGAUAACUUGCUUACUAAUGAACGUCAAAGACUCUUACGUCUGAAACGUACGUUUGAGAGCCAUUUACAUUCAGUCCAAAAUCAACUUCAAACUCUAGACAGCUGUCGUAAACGACUGUCAGAUGUUAUACAUGAAAGGUCACGAGCUACCGAUUUAACAUGUCAAGCUGUCAGUUCUGUGAAAGGCUCUCCACAUCGAAGUAAAGAUCAGAACUUCGUAACACCCAAAACUCCUCCAGUGGAAUAUUUAGGUCCAUAUACACCGGAAACAGCGAGCUCGAUGUCAAACGCACAGCUUGCCCGAGAAUCAUCAGCCUCAAUCAGAAAAACUGUCAAUGAUGCAAUGGAAGAGGCGAACCAAUUGCAACAAUCAACUCAUCUUUCUGUUAAUCAUGGUCUCACUAAAAAAGUUGCAGAAACUGUCAAUAUUAAGCAACACUUGCAAGUCAGCUCUGGUCAAGCAAAAAUGGCCAUCAAUAAAGGACAGAGGUGGUUUGAUUCAACAGAACUUUCAAUGGGCAAUGCAUUGGGUCCAGUUGCCUAUUCAGAUCUAACAAUACGUGAAAAGCUUGACCGCCCCCUUGUCCGUGUCUUUCAAAGACAUCCUGGUAACCAGUUGACAGAGGCAAGAGAUCUUUUAUCAGGUAACGAUGGUCUCCUCGAUUCACUCAACGCGACUAGUCGUAACCUUGGCUUGCUCAAGUUAACCAAAUUACGUUUGGAUGCUGACGUGCGGGAUAAAAACGAGGCGGCAACUUUGGAUUCAAAAAUCGUACGCAUGCGCAGACGGAUGGCGAAUCAUCGUUGGGUGAUCGGCGAGCAAAUAAAAUGUUAAUUAUUAUCUCUGGAUAAAUGUUGUUUGUUGUGCGAAGAUAUACGGAAUAAAACUAUUUUGAAACGACCCACAUAGUGAUUAUACCUUUCUCAGUGUUUUAAAAACAAAUGUGCCAAUACAUACCAAUCAUUUGAAAAAUAAAACUAAAAUCUAAAUCUUUGUAACAGUAUACAUUGAAGACAUUCUGUGCUGGCUUUCGUCCCCAAAACAUGAAUACCGGAAUAUAAAGCCAAGGGUUUUUUCUCUUUCAUCAAAAUACUCCAUGUUUUUCCUCCAUCUUUUCAAAGAACUUA
Messenger RNA from Xenia sp. Carnegie-2017, 1581 nucleotides. Its product is annotated as coiled-coil domain-containing protein 105-like. The transcript is spliced from 4 exons. The record is from RefSeq and is a predicted model, not a curated record. Bases 71 to 1288 code for a protein of 405 amino acids. NCBI's taxonomy places the organism in Eukaryota, Metazoa, Cnidaria, Anthozoa, Malacalcyonacea, Xeniidae.